Messenger RNA from Lineus longissimus, 1991 nucleotides. RefSeq lists its product as uncharacterized. Bases 1 to 1941 code for a protein of 646 amino acids. The record is from RefSeq and is a predicted model, not a curated record. NCBI's taxonomy places the organism in Eukaryota, Metazoa, Nemertea, Pilidiophora, Heteronemertea, Lineidae. Gene Ontology annotation, molecular function: protein binding. The transcript has a single exon.
AUGAUGGAUAGAAAGUGCAAUAGUACCCUGCAUCUGGCACUGAAGGGAGGCCACAUAGAGAUAGGAAGUUUGCUGAUCGAAAAAGGAGCUGACCUUAGUGACUUGUUCAUUAGUCUCAUUGAGGGAUAUACCGAAAGGUUAAAAGUCUUAGAGGUAAUUAAUCCGCUGUAUGUAUCAAAACUGUGCAGGCAUGGAUUGCUACAUAAACCUGUUCGGCUUGGUUAUCAUGGCAUCACUAGAUUUCUGUUGUCAUGUAAAGGAAUCGAUGUAAAUGUUAGAGAUUCAGUAGGCCAGAUGCCUCUCCAUUGUGCUUUAGAGAUAGGAAAUGAAGAUAUUGUCAGUGCAUUACUUACUGCUGGUCAUAAAUUGGACGCUUCGGACGGCUCGGCUAGAAAUGUGUUGCAUCUGUCCGCCAUCUACGGACACCAUGCGCUGAUGGAGUCCUUCAUCAAGAGAGGUCUGGACCCAAAUGAAGUUGAUCUCCAAGGGAAGACUAGUCUCCAUUAUGGCGUCAUUUAUCGUCAAGAUGAUAUAGUUAGUCUCUUACUCCGCCUUGGAGCUGAGUGGAAAGUGAAGGAUCGUGCUGGCAAGAUACCAAUUGACUACCUACAUUACCGUGAGAGAAACAGUGCAAUAUUCAAAGAACUAACUCAGCACCCAUUGAGUAUAAAAGUGUUGCCACUGAAAGAAACUAACCAAAAGAUAAGUCGUAGUUGUUUUAACCUCGCACAGCUAAGUAAGGAGCCCGGUAUUGGGUCUGUUAACAAUAUCAAUGAAUUCGUAAUGACGAAUUUCAUCGGACUUGUGAGAAGAAUGGUAGAGAAGGUCAUCCAUGAUGCGCUGCCUAGUGAUGCAAGUGUCAAGGUUGUAGGGUGUGGGAGCUCAUUCGAGGGCUCAAAAGUUGGCAUGCCAGACGAACUGGACUUCUUGAUAGAGAUCGGUUCGAUACAUCGCAAUCCAGGAGAAGAAACCGAAGGUUACGGAAAGAUGGAACAUGACGAAGAUUCAAUCAAACAAUUGAAUAUACAUGGCACAUAUGGUGUGUGGCUAUGGGACACCUUGAUGACCUACUGGAGAGAGAAUCACGGCAAGGAUAUUGGCGAUGGGUUUAGAUUGGACUUGCCACCACAGCGACAUCCCGACAGGAAGACCUGUACGACUUGGAUAUGGCUAUACAGCAAUGAAAUGUUCCAGGACCUUCCGGUGUCAAUUGACUUUGUUCCCGCCAUUAAAACUGAUUGUCUCGCUGAAGAAAGGACAACUUGGAUGAUGACAAAGGAGGAAAUAAGAAAAAAACAUCGCUAUAUUGUCCCAAAGAUUCCGUACGAAAACAGUGAUGUGUCAAAGUCCUUUAAGUCGGAGGAUUUGAACCAGCUCGGCCGAAUAUCUUACCCGACACUGGAAGUAGAACAUAUGCAGAGCUUAGAUGAGAGACUGAUGGAUGUGUUUAUUACAGUGAAAUCUCUUCGCCGGCCAGAGGUGUGUGGCUUUAAAAUCAGGAAUGAAAAUGGAAAGGCUGUUGCUGUUGGCGAACACAUUACAAGUUACAGAUUGAAGUCAGUGUUCUUGCACCUCGUUGAACUAUUUUUGAAGUCAAAGACGCUGUCACAUGGUAAAAUGGUAUUGAUGGUGUAUGAACACAUGGAGAAAUGUCUUGCGCGAAGGAGGCUACCAUCAUUCUUCGAUCCUACGGUAGAUGUAUUGGCUGGUUGCAGGUUGAAUACCAAGGACAGCCACAUUGUGGCAAAGAUGAUGGCGAGACUGGUGAAGUCCAUGUAUGAGAGAGACUUCCAAUCAGCAGUCGCCAAAGAUUUGGAGGAAGAACAGGAGAUUAUAAGAGUAUCAAGAGCAGAAUAUGAUGAGAAAGAAAAGUUCUGUAAAAUGAACGAAUAUGCAUACUAUAGACAAUAUGGAGCGUGGCACAUGCCAAUUUAUCUAUAAAACUAAUGUUUAGAUUGCACUUUAAAUAUAUCACUAUGGCGAUUCAUCUA